AUGUCUGGGCUGCAGCAGUGGUAUUUCUCACCGAUCGAUAUGCUUAAGACUCCAUCCACGGUACACGGUUGCACUUUGGAAGAAGAACUUUCAGCUCGACAGAAAGGCGUGGAGUUGCUACUUCGGGUUGCUGGGCAAUUAAGACUGCCUGUAAAUGCAUUUGUAGCUGCAGCUGCAUAUUUCCACCGGUUUUACAUGCGAAACUCCAUUAAAGAUUAUAAUUACCGAGACAUUGCGGCGACAUGUAUCUUCCUGGCUACUAAGGUAGAAGAAUGUGGCCGAAAGCUCAAGGACGUGGCGACAACAGUGAUAUUCAAAACAAACGCGAGUCUUAAACCGGACACAGAUAUACAGGUGUUGGAGAACUCCAAAGAACACAAAAAAUGGACAGAAAACAUAUUGGUUUACGAAGAAACUCUUUUGGAUUCUCUGUGCUUUGAUCUAGUUGUUGAAUCGCCUCAUGCUUGUCUAGCAACAGCGUUCAACUCAGCUGCAGUUGGGACCGGUCAACACGAGAUUUUUCAGGUUAUGGAUAUCGCCUUUCCGCAAGACUCGGCUCCGGAGGAACAGCAAGUGCUGGACUCAGUAGUAUUGAACGCUUGGGGGAUUGCCCAUGAUACUGCACGGAUAAUUGCGGCGUCAUGUUUCAUGAUCUCAUUGGUUUCCUGUUCGAAUCUAUCCACAGAAUGGACAGAUUUCCCAUCCCCGUUCGACCGCUAUCUUAGUGCCGACCCCUCCAUGCUUGUUUGGCUGGAGAAAUUCUCUUUGAGGUCCUCAGAUAUACAGCAAAUAUCUGGUAAAUAUGACAUGCUCUUAUUGGCUACAAACUCAAAUGUUCUCUUUGGUAGACUGCAUCUUCAUCAUGCUUUGCUUUUACAAAACAUCUGA
This is a messenger RNA of Rhizoctonia solani, 888 nucleotides long. Its product is annotated as Cyclin, N-terminal domain. The coding region runs from base 1 to 888 and encodes 295 amino acids. The record is from RefSeq and is a predicted model, not a curated record. Lineage: Eukaryota; Fungi; Basidiomycota; Agaricomycetes; Cantharellales; Ceratobasidiaceae. Gene Ontology annotation, molecular function: cyclin-dependent protein serine/threonine kinase activator activity. Gene Ontology annotation, cellular component: nucleus; cyclin/CDK positive transcription elongation factor complex. Gene Ontology annotation, biological process: positive regulation of DNA-templated transcription, elongation; regulation of transcription by RNA polymerase II. The transcript is spliced from 5 exons.